Molecule: messenger RNA, 1647 nt
Organism: Clonostachys byssicola
Lineage: Eukaryota; Fungi; Ascomycota; Sordariomycetes; Hypocreales; Bionectriaceae
Source: the annotation of a GenBank genome assembly
AUGGUUGCCGAGAACAAAGAAACCGUGGACGACAUCCAGGUCGAGAGCGCGCCCCAAGUCCAACAUGACAAGGGUGCCGCUUCAGCGGAUGUCAACGAUGACCUCGCCAAGAAGUUUGCUGGACAGAAGGGUGCGGCCGCCGAGUUCCUCAAGCAAAUUGAGCAGCCCAUAGUCGUGACCCCGGAAGACAACAAGCGCGUUUUGCGAAAGAUUGACUGGCGUAUUCUGCCUAUUAUUCUCUUCGUUUACUGCCUCCAGUCCCUCGAUAAGACAACUCUCUCGUACGCGUCCGUUUUCGGCCUUAUCAAGGAUACGAACCUCGUCGGUGAUCAAUUCUCAUGGCUCGGCUCUGUUGUCUACGUGGCCCAGCUGGUCUUUCAGCCUCUGAUUGCCUACUUCCUCGUCAAGUUUCCCAUUGGAAAGUUUUCUGCUACCAUGGUUUUCCUAUGGGGCGCGGUUCUUUGCUGUAUGGCCGCGAGCCAUAACUUUACGGGUCUUAUGGUAACUCGGUUACUUCUCGGCAGUUUCGAGGCUUCAGUUGCACCCACCUUCGUUGCCGUUGUUCAAAUGUGGUAUCGACGACGAGAACAAACUACAAGAAAUGCUGCGUGGUACAGUACCUUAGGAAUAGUGAAUAUGCUCGGAAGUUUACUCGCGUACGGCCUCGGACACAUUCAGUCCUCUCUCCGUCCUUAUCAGAUCAUUUUCCUCUUUUGUGGCGCUGUCACCGUUGCCUUCAGUGCUGUUAUGUUUAUCUUCAUGCCAGACUCUCCAAUCACAGCCAAAUUUCUCAACCAAGAGGAGAAACAUGUCGCGGUCGAGCGUCUACGAAUGAAUCAACAAGGAAUGGGCUCUGGAGAAUGGAAAUGGGACCAUGUUAAGGAUGCUGCACUCGACCCAAAGACAUACCUUUGGUUUACCCUCAUUUUCCUCAUCUCCAUUCCCAGCGGUGGAAUCUCGACUUUCGGGCCUCUUAUCAUCGAAAGUUUCGGCUUCGACAGCUUCACAACGAUCCUGUUCAAUAUCCCCUUCGGCGCGGUUCAGAUGAUUGCAACCCUUGGAGGAGCUUUCCUGGCCGACAAGAUCCGCAUGAAGUCUCCAGUCCUCCUCCUUCUCUGCCUACCCCCUAUUGCCGGAUGCUCUAUCCUCAUGGCUGUUGGCCGCUCUCCCUCCGAUCGCGCUGUUCUUCUUACCGGAUACUAUAUCGUUUCGUUCUACCCCGGCAUCUCCCCCCUGAUCUACUCUUGGUCUGGCCAGAACACUGGAGGAGACACCAAGCGUAAGGUCACCACCGCUAUUAUCUUUAUUGGACAGUCAGCGGGCAAUAUUGUUGGUCCUCUUCUGUUCCGCCCUACCGAGAAGCCAUACUAUUCCCGUGGUCUCCGGGCUAACUUGGCCAUCUUUGUUGCUCUGGCUGUGGUGGUUGCCCUCGGAAUGCUGCUCAUUAAGAUCCUAAACAAGAGACAAGCCGCUAAGCGUGUCGCUAUGGGCAAGUCUGAGCAUAUUGUCGAUGUCAGUAUGGCUGCAGGCAACGCAAUUGAUAACGAUGAGAACAAGGCGCAGCAGCUUGUUGACGAGGCUCAGGGCGAGAGCGCUUUUGAGGACAUCACGGAUAACAAGAAUGAGGAUUUCAUCUAUGUAUACUAG